AUGGCGUUUUUCAAGCAGUUACGUCGUCGCUCAAAGGCGAAUUUUCAACCAGAAUCAAAAGGCGCCGCAAAGGUGGAAAUUGUCGGCAAAUCCUCGUCCACGAUCGACACGUCCUCCCACAGCUCCAUAACUCCGCCAUCGUCGAUCAAGCCGUCCCUCUCUUCACCCAAUCUUCCUUCCUUGACCGAGCUGAACACCAAUGCCUUGUCUGUACCCCCGCCCCCGCAGCGCCCAGGGCCCCUGGGGGGUCGAUCUCAACGAAACAGCAUGGUGGGAAGCUCCUCAUCAUCCAUCAAUGGAAUCUAUCGAUCUCCCUCUAGCUCGCCAUAUGCGCCAAGAAUGGUGUCGAUCGCCGAUAAUUCCUGGGUCCACCAAAAAGUCCUACUCGUCUACGGCCAGACUGGAGAUCCAAGGACUCAAGCGCUGGACGGGACGAUCACGGUUUUCCAUCACCAAGAUAACUUCCCAUCGACUAGCUGGCCCGUCACUGAAUCGCAUUUCAAAGCUCUAGUCCACCUGGUGCCCGGUCCGAAUCGCCUUCGUUUUGACUUCAUUUCUCCCAAACUUUCCUCUGGCAGCACCCACCCCGCGGUUCACUCAGCAUGGAUCUGCAUCAACUACCUUCCUCUGUCCAACACCCCACCGUUACAGCUAGUAGUCUUACUCGGAAAGGACUCAGAAGGCACAUACGACGCCGUGCCGGAGCGGGUGGAGCGAGAAGGCAAUGACCUGGAUUUGGCGAUUCGAAAAUAUCGAACGGCGGCGUACCUCUGGCAAGCGUUCACCGGGGAGCAGAUGUUCCGCAACAACCUCGGUCGACGUUGCUUCCGCUUCGAGGAGGAGUGGCAGUCUGGUACUCUGAGUCGACGCGAUUUGGCGGUCGGACAGAUGCGCAACGAAGCCAAGGUCCACAUUGUUCGCACAGAAAAGACGGUUGCAGAGCUGCGGGACCUAAACAUCGCUCAACAAAACAAAAAUGCACAGAAGAAAGACGAGCUAUUUACGAUCGCAAAGGACGCCGUGCGAAAGCAUUUCAAUACUCGACCGGGUCAGAAACAAUACGUCUCGGUAUUGCUGCUAGACUCUCACUGGGACACAGAGCAACAAAUUAUCACGGGACACGCAGCAUUGGGCUCCGGUGAUGAUGAUAUCAAAAUGGCCAUCUUCGGGUCACACAGUCUGCAAACCUACCCAUCGUGCCUGGAAGAAGUCGUGGACGCCUUUACCGACUGCACCCGUACGGACACGGAUUACGUCGCCAACGACAAUGGGGAAGCGGGAUCGAAUUGGGAAUCCGCGAACAUUGGCAUCGGCGCGCAUUUGCACGAGGUGGGACAUCUCUUUGGCUGUCCCCACCAGGAGUCUGGCGUUAUGCUGCGCGAUUACGUACAGCUUAACCGCACAUUUUUGACCAAGGAGCCAUUUUCGACUCGCACCAAGGCUCAGGGCCUGAAAGUGUGUCUCCCGAAUGAUGAGUGCAGCUGGCAUCGGUUGGACGCCCUCCGUUUCAGGUUUCACCCCUGUUUCCGACUGCCCAGUGAUCCAUCCAUCAGCUCGGAUGAUAGUGUGCAAGUCUGGCCUGUGGAAAAUGGCAAGAUUUUGUUUACCGCGUCGUCGGGCGUUGCAUUUAUGGAGCUGUAUACGGAGGGUGAUGAAUUCUGCCGAACCUCUAUCGAAUAUCUGAACACCGAGUCUAGCGCCAAUGGCCUUCCGAAGCAAAUAUCCGUCACGGAAAGUGAGCUUCGCCUGAAAGUCUUUGGUCCUGAAAAGGAUAAGAAAGAGAAGAAACGAAAACUCAAGAUCGUGGUCUACUCCGGUGCCCUGGGAAGUUACACCGUUGAGGAUGUCGGAGCUUUGAAAUCGAAAGGCUCUUUGGUCAAGCUCCCCAAGAGUCAGACUGGGUACAAGAGUGGUAUUCUAGGCUGCUCCUCCAUGGAUGGCAGUGAGCCUCAGCAACUUCUUCUAGAGUGUGCCUUUAUUGCGACUAAACUCUUGACUUCUAUCAAGGUGUACCAUGGGAGUGCUUUGGAUGGCAUUGAAUUCUGUUAUGAGGAUAUGACCAGCCAGCUUUUUGGCAAAACUGGUGGGAAAGCUGGUGGUGAUGAGUUCGUCCUCGACACUCGGCGUGGGGAGAUUUUACUUGGAUUCUACGUCCGAGCUGGCCUCUGGAUUGAUGGAAUUGAGAUUCUCACUAGCCUUGGUAGAAAGUCUAGCUUCUAUGGCAACCCCAAUGGUGGAUCAGGACACACCUUGAUCCCGCCUCUGGGGUAUAAAAUUGCAGGUCUUUCAGGAUCCUGUGCAUCCUGGGUUGAUGGUUUUUCACUUAUCGUUCAACAUUGA
This is a messenger RNA of Penicillium odoratum, 2340 nucleotides long. Its product is annotated as zinc metalloproteinase family protein. The transcript has 5 exons. NCBI's taxonomy places the organism in Eukaryota, Fungi, Ascomycota, Eurotiomycetes, Eurotiales, Aspergillaceae. Gene Ontology annotation, cellular component: cytoplasm. The coding region runs from base 1 to 2340 and encodes 779 amino acids. The record is from RefSeq and is a predicted model, not a curated record.